AGGGUUUUCACUGCCGCGAAAACAGAGCAGGAACUCACUCUUUGCAGCAGAUCUCUCAGUAGCUUGCAUCUUCUUGAGGUGAGUUGUGAAGAUGUACACAUCAAGGAAGAAGAUCCACAAAGAUAAGGAUGCUGAGCCGACUGAAUUUGAGGAAUCAGUUGGACAGGCAUUGUUUGAUCUAGAAAAUACCAACAAUGAGCUGAAAAGUGAUCUGAAAGAUUUAUAUAUAAAUUCAGCAGUCCAAAUUGAUGUUUCUGGGAACCGCAAGGCCGUAGUUAUCCAUAUCCCCUACAGAUUAAGGAAAGGGUUCCGAAAGAUUCAUGUCAGGCUUGUCAGAGAACUUGAGAAAAAAUUUAGUGGAAAGGAUGUAAUCCUGGUUGCCACCCGGAGGAUAUUAAGGCCACCAAAGAAAGGUUCUGCUGUGCAGCGUCCCCGCAGCCGUACACUCACUACUGUGCAUGAGGCAAUGCUGGAGGAUAUUGUAUUGCCUGCUGAGAUUGUUGGAAAGCGUGUUAGGUAUAGAAUUGAUGGUUCCAAGAUUAUGAAGGUGUUUUUGGACCCCAAGGAGAGAAACAACACUGAGUACAAGUUGGAGACUUUUGCUGCAGUGUACAGGAAAUUUUCAGGCAAAGAUGUUGUGUUUGAGUAUCCUAGUACUGAGGCUUAGGUUCUAUUUUUCUGCUUUGAAUUUGUUUCUGAUUUACACAUGGUGGAUGAUGGUUAAAAUUUUGUGCAAGUUGGCUUUAAUUCUGGAUUUCCUUUAGAGACUUUUAGAAACAACUGUGGCCUGGUGGAUGUAGAAUUUGAUAAUUUUUUCUUAACAAAUCCAUAUUCCGUAUUUUAAAAUUUUUGUCAGUGUUUUGACCUGGAUUGGAAGUGAUUCUGUUUACUUGUAGGUUGGCAUAAUAAAAUUUGCAUUCUUCACCACCUAAACUCCAUUUCUAUGUUCUCGAUUUAAAUAACUUAUAAAAUAAGCUUCAUAAAAAUGCCCUCACAACUAACACAAGCAAUUGCCUUAUGAAAAUGGCUGAGGACAAGUUAAGAUAGGGCAAUUGCUUUUUGAAAUACAGUCAGCAUGGCCUUAUUUGGAGGUUAAAUAAUUAAUACAUUUAAACAAACAUAACCUAGUCUUCUUACUUCAUGUUGAGAAUGAUACUCCCUCUUUCUAUGUACUUUUGAGUUGAAUUUCUUUGUCAAUUGCAAGAUAGCUUUGUUUCAAACAUGUUUAAGGGUCAAAUUAUUUCAUUUUUUAUAAUGAUGUGACAUGGUAAAAGUCUUAUCAUUCAACAAAUUUAGCGAUACAUGAAAUUAUUAAAUUUAUCAAAUGUGACGAUAUAUUCAUUGACAAUAUAAAAUUCUUCAAAUCAAUUAUUAGAGUUAUAAUGUCUAUUGUUUAAAAAUGUACAUACAUAAGAUGAUUUAAUCAUGACGGAAAAAGUCAAAGGGAGUUGACGUAUAAAAUACUUCCCAGUAAGCAGAUACAACUUAGAAAGAAAAAAUAAAUAACACCUCCAAAAUAAUUGUUAGCAAGGAUUUUGAUAUAAAUAACUUGUUCAAAACUCAACUGUUGGCAGAUUAGAAUAUCAUCUCAUACGAUUAAUUCGUGUGACCAAACUUAAAAACACACUUCAGUUGUCCCAUGAACCAAAAGGACCCACUCCGAUGAUGGAUUAAAAUGUCAACGUAUGAUUGAUUCGUGUAGCCAACCCUAUUUAAUAAAAACAAAGACUUCUAUUGUCCCAUGAACCUAAAGAACAAUUACAAUUUUUUCAGUCAACAUGGAACAUCUCUUUCUUGUUCCUUAUUUCCAUUUUCGGAACCCCUAAUGGAGAUCCCAUAGUUAAACAUUUUCUUAUUUGAUUAAACUUUGCAUGUAACAAGUACAAUAAUAAUUUUUCUCUCUUUCAUGAAAAUUUGUUGCAGUUUGCAUCUAGUCCAUAGUCCGAGUAGGCCAACUCCGUUUUUUCACAAUAUCCCAGAAGACCCAGUAGAUUCACUAGACCAACAAAUAAAAAUAUCAUGAAAAAAUAGUAGUAUUCAUUUGAUAAUUAACUUAAAACCGAAACGUUUCUAAGAUGAAUAUCAUGUCAUCCUACAGUUACUUCCCAAAUUAGUUCAACCAUAAACCAAGCCCUUCAUUGUCCAUCACAACUUAAGAUCAUCAUGCUUAUUAUCAACUAUACUGCAAUUUGAGUAAAAUUAUAC
Abrus precatorius (Indian licorice) is the source of this 2205-nucleotide messenger RNA. Its product is annotated as 40S ribosomal protein S7-like. NCBI's taxonomy places the organism in Eukaryota, Viridiplantae, Streptophyta, Magnoliopsida, Fabales, Fabaceae. Gene Ontology annotation, molecular function: structural constituent of ribosome. Gene Ontology annotation, biological process: ribosomal small subunit biogenesis; rRNA processing; translation. The record is from RefSeq and is a predicted model, not a curated record. Gene Ontology annotation, cellular component: ribosome; 90S preribosome; cytosolic small ribosomal subunit. The coding region runs from base 92 to 667 and encodes 191 amino acids. The transcript has 6 exons.